Molecule: messenger RNA, 1986 nt
Organism: Microdochium trichocladiopsis
Lineage: Eukaryota; Fungi; Ascomycota; Sordariomycetes; Xylariales; Microdochiaceae
Exons: 3
Coding region: 199-1854 (551 amino acids)
Source: RefSeq, a predicted model, not a curated record
CCAGGCAGCCCGAUCCGAUGAUGAGAAGCCUUUCCCCGACGACAGCAGACACGACUCGGAAGCAUCAAUUGGGCAAGGUGCGCGUGGGCAUAUACAUCCGCUGCAUUCCAAACAGCCCCCUAUAGCCUACCACGGACAAUAUUGAGGACGGCAUCACCAGGAGAUCUCGAAGCGGCUGUGCGCAAAGGUCGGGAGGAGAUGAUAAACAAGUGUGAUAAUUCCAGUCCGGGAUCAGCCGCUCAGAAGAACAGUGAACCUGAGCAACACCCGCGAGAAGUUUCACAGAGCGGCCACGCCAAAGACCUCGACAAAGACGACCCAACCACCAAUGAUCUUGUCAUUGCAGCUUCAUCCGACUCCGAUGCCUCAGAAGCAUCUGAUAACAAUUUUACCCAUGCGACACGGCCAUCAGCACCUCGGCGACUCACUUUCUACUCCAAGACAGAAGGCUUUCAUGAGCAAGUAGAGCUAAAUAACUUGACUCGCUUUGGCGACAUGAAGACGACUUGUUUCUCCUGCGGCAAGACCGUCAAGAGAAAGGAUGGUCGUUCCAACGAACUAGAGUGCGGACACGUGCAAUGCAUCCCAUGCCUCGAACGAAAGUUCAAGCAGGCGAUCAAGGACCCCGCGGCAAUGCCUGCGGUAUGCUGUACAAAUGAGCCCAUACCUCUGACCCUCAUGGCUCUCUGCGACCUGCCACCAAACUUCCGUGAAGAUUUCACUCGGAAAAUGGUCGAGUAUGGCCGCAAGAGAAUAUCCUGUCCUGUGGAGGAAUGCCUCGCUGAUGUGCAGCUGGAGACGGCAAAAUACAGGAGAGGAUCGGACGGCUCUAUCGUCGUCACAUGUGAUGUGUGUCAUACCCAAAUAUGCUGCGAUUGCAAGAAUGAGAAGCAUUUCUCGAGCUGCAUCCAGGACACUGGGACCCGGAAGCUUUUGACGUUGCUGGAGGCAGAACGGGUCAUUCAAAUCGUUGACUUGGAUGCAGCAGAGCAAGGCAGACAGGGGCGAGCAUCCGCCCGCAGGCAAAGCCGUAUAGGGAAUACUUGUUGGCAUUGUAACAAGGCCUACAACUGGAACACCUUUGAGGUUGCCCAAUGUGGGCAUUCUUUCUGCCACCCUUGCCUGCUUGGGUGGUUUCUUGUCGGUCUGGUAUUGCCCCAGCACAAUCCGCCGAGGUGUUGCAACCUCGAGAUCGGACUGGCGUGCUACAGACGCAUUCUGGUCAACCCCUGGCUGAACAGCGCAUGGCUCGCCCAGCAUGAGAUCGCUGAAACCGGUUCAUGGACCUGUCCGACCGGCGCACACGUGCCCAAGAAUCUCUACAUCACCAGCACAGCUCCAGCGGUCUGGAAGCCACGAGUCCAAUGCGAAGGCUGCGGGCCCAACCACGGUAUCUACUGCAUUCGAUGCAAAGCGAAGUGGCACAGAACCGAAUGUUGGGAGUUUCGCUCUAUCGAGGAACUCGAAAGACGCCUUUGGCAGGUCGACAUCAUUGAUGAAAGCUUUUUGCAGCAACUAUCUGCCGGCAUUUCUUACGAACGAAAGCUGAGAUCCGGCGAUAAAGUGUCACAAUUUCACCGGGCUCAAAAAUUCCUCGACUGCAGAACUGAAGCACAGCAGGUUAUUAGACAAGAGAUCCCUCGGCCCUCUGCCGUACAAACCGAGUAUCCGCAGGCUGGGGCCUUGAGUGAGAGCGAUUGGGAGGAAGAGGAUGAAGAAGAAGAGGACGAAGCGCGGGACUGGGAGUAUGCUCCAUACUCUCCUCGGGGUUAUGGACACGACGAGUGGCACGACCCUUAUGCUCGCAACCGGAUGCGCGGGGGACAUUGGGCGGAUGAGGUAGACACAUACUGAUGUGGCGAGCAAAAUGCUCCGCACAAGAUAAGUCGUCGAACUAGCAGCAGGUCGCAUGUGGCAAAAAAUUCUCCUAGCUCCUGUGCGAGUUGGUGACAAAUUACGUGCGAUCUUUGAGUCUGCGUCUCUAAC